GAUUAUCCUAAUUAAUGUCUAUCUAAUUAAAUUACUGUCAGCAGCUAACCAAUGGCAGGAGCCGUUUCAUCGGCUGCAUAAGCAGCAAGAUCAAAAGUGAGCCUUUUCUGAUUGCUGCAUAGUGUCAAUUGGCCAAUCUCUUCUCCCAGGGAAAAAAAAAAAAGUAAAUCAAACCUUUGAGAAGCAUUUGCUGGUUGAAGUGCUUUCUGUCUAGUGAGGGGUCUGUGGAUUCCUAGUUUAUGAUAAACAGGACUUUAAAACCCAGGGACGGGAGGGCGAGCGUUCAGGUUCUAGAGCUAUGCAGCUGGAGCACUGCCUCUCUCCGUCUAUCAUGCUCUCCAAGAAAUUUCUCAAUGUGAGCAGCAGCUACCCACAUUCGGGCGGAUCUGAGCUUGUCUUGCACGAUCAUCCCAUUAUCUCGACCACUGACAACCUGGAGAGAAGUUCACCUUUGAAAAAAAUUACCAGGGGGAUGACGAAUCAGUCAGAUCCAGACAAUUUUCCUGACUCCAAGGACUCACCAGGGGACGUCCAGAGAAGUAAACUCUCUCCUGUCUUGGACGGGGUCUCUGAGCUUCGUCACAGUUUCGAUGGCUCUGCUGCAGAUCGUUACCUCCUCUCUCAGUCCAGCCAGCCACAGUCUGCGGCCACUGCUCCCAGUGCCAUGUUCCCGUACCCCGGCCAGCACGGACCGGCGCAUCCCGCCUUCUCCAUCGGCAGCCCUAGCCGCUACAUGGCCCACCACCCGGUUAUCACCAACGGAGCUUACAACAGCCUGCUGUCCAACUCCUCGCCGCAGGGCUACCCCACCGCCGGCUACCCCUACCCACAGCAGUACGGCCACUCCUACCAAGGAGCUCCGUUCUACCAGUUCUCUUCCACACAGCCCGGGUUGGUGCCGGGCAAGGCGCAGGUAUACCUGUGCAACAGGCCACUUUGGCUGAAAUUUCAUCGGCAUCAAACGGAGAUGAUCAUCACUAAACAGGGAAGGCGCAUGUUUCCCUUUUUGAGUUUUAACAUUUCUGGUCUCGAUCCCACCGCUCAUUACAAUAUUUUUGUGGAUGUGAUUUUGGCGGAUCCCAAUCACUGGAGGUUUCAAGGAGGCAAAUGGGUUCCUUGUGGCAAAGCGGACACGAAUGUGCAAGUGCCCAGAGAAGAGCCUGGAUCCCCGAGAUCCGGGGCAGUGUGUCUAGGCCACCCUGUCACCGGGAGAAUCCCACAGCCAGUCUGGAGCAAGGGCCUCCAGUUGGCUCAACCCGGCCCACAGCGAGCCCCCGGGCUGGUGCGAACAGGCACACAUUAAAAAAGCGCUCUCUUUUCUCUUCGCGGACAGAUGGUGGUUUUACAGUCCCUGCACAAGUACCAACCCCGUCUGCACGUGGUAGAAGUGAACGAGGAUGGCACAGAGGACACCAGCCAGCCUGGCCGCGUCCAGACGUUCACUUUCCCGGAGACUCAGUUCAUCGCUGUCACCGCCUACCAGAACACCGAUAUUACACAACUAAAAAUAGAUCACAACCCCUUUGCAAAAGGAUUUCGAGAUAAUUAUGACACGAUCUACACGGGCUGCGACAUGGACCGCCUGACCCCUUCGCCCAACGACUCUCCGCGCUCGCAGAUCGUGCCCGGCGCCCGCUACGCCAUGGCUGGCUCUUUCCUGCAGGACCAGUUCGUGAGCAACUAUGCCAAGGCCCGCUUCCACCCGGGCGCCGGCGCGGGCCCCGGGCCGGGGACGGACCGCAGCGUGCCGCACACCAACGGGCUGCUGUCGCCGCAGCAGGCCGAGGACCCGGGCGCGCCGUCGCCGCAGCGCUGGUUCGUGACGCCGGCCAACAACCGGCUGGACUUCGCGGCCUCGGCCUACGACACGGCCACGGACUUCGCGGGCAACGCGGCCACGCUGCUGUCGUACGCGGCCGCCGGGGUGAAGGCGCUGCCGCUGCAGGCCGCGGGCUGCACGGGCCGCCCGCUCGGCUACUACGCCGACCCCUCGGGCUGGGGCGCUCGCAGCCCCCCGCAGUACUGCGGAGCCAAAUCGGGCUCCGUGCUGCCCUGCUGGCCCAACAGCGCCGCGGCGGCCGCGCGCAUGGCCGGCGCCAACCCCUACCUGGGCGAGGAGGCCGAGGGCCUGGCGGCCGAGCGCUCGCCCCUGGCGCCCGCCGCCGCCGACGACGCCAAGCCCAAGGACCUGUCCGACUCCAGCUGGAUCGAGACGCCCUCGUCCAUCAAGUCCAUCGACUCGAGCGACUCGGGCAUUUACGAGCAGGCCAAGCGGAGGCGGAUCUCGCCCGCCGACACGCCGGUGUCCGAGAGCUCGUCCCCGCUCAAGAGCGAGGUGCUGGCCCAGCGGGACUGCGAGAAGAACUGCGCCAAGGACAUAGGCGGCUACUACGGCUUCUACUCGCACAGCUAGGCCGCCCGGCCCGCGCUCGCCCGCGCCCUCCCCGGCCCCUCUGCUCUGCCCCACGUCCUCCUUCCCCAGGCCCGCUCUUGCGC
This is a messenger RNA of Microtus ochrogaster (prairie vole), 2496 nucleotides long. It is a transcript of the gene Tbr1, whose product is annotated as T-box, brain 1. Lineage: Eukaryota; Metazoa; Chordata; Mammalia; Rodentia; Cricetidae. The record is from RefSeq and is a predicted model, not a curated record. Gene Ontology annotation, cellular component: chromatin; nucleus. Gene Ontology annotation, molecular function: DNA-binding transcription factor activity, RNA polymerase II-specific; RNA polymerase II cis-regulatory region sequence-specific DNA binding. The transcript has 5 exons. Gene Ontology annotation, biological process: cell fate specification; positive regulation of DNA-templated transcription; commitment of neuronal cell to specific neuron type in forebrain.